AGGGAACUCCUGGGGAUGAUUCACGCAGAGUCUCUUCGUCAUCAUUACCCCAGGCUUGUUUAAAAGGACAAGCCGUGCUAGAAGGAAUCCCAGAGGAUGAUACGAGUCCACAUGCUCCCCAACAUGCUUUACAAGUGUCUCAUCAGCAUUGUACUAAUAGAAAAGGUUUCAAGCUUAUUUGUAACAGUGAACACCAAGCCUACUUAUCAAAGAAGAGAUCCAAUUACUGGUCAGAUGGUGACAUGCGAACAGUGUCCCCCCGGGACAUUUGUGAAAACUCAAUGUACUAGUGAGCAUCCAACAAUAUGUGCAUCCUGCCCAGAUUUGCAUUAUACUCAGUAUUGGAACUACCUUCAGAAAUGUCGUUAUUGUAAUGUCUUCUGUGGACAUCACCAGUAUGAAAAGCACCAGUGUAAUUCUACACAUAACAGAGUGUGUGAAUGCAAAGCAGGCUAUUAUUUGGAAUUUGAAUUCUGCCUGAAACACUCUAGCUGCCCUUACGGUGCUGGUGUAAUUAAAAUGGGAACACCAUACAGUAACACAAAUUGUGAACAGUGUACUGAUGGCCAUUUUUCUGCCAGCGUGUCCAAUUCAGAACCUUGUUUAGCGCAUACAAACUGCACUGAAAAAGGCUUAGCGGUCAACAUCGCAGGUAAUCAAUACCAUGACACGCUGUGUACUCCUUGCAAAACAUAUCAUGGCAGCAAAACUUUGGUCAAUGAUUCAGUUGUUUCAACCUGUAAUGAAGCAAUUAUUGAGUUUGUGGCAUAUCAAAAGAUUCCACUCAAGAAAUUGAAACGAUUUCUUACUUUACUCCAGAUUGAGGAGGCAAAGAAAGUUAGUAAACAAUUGAGAGCACAGAAUAAACAUAUGAUGCAUCAAAGUUUACAUCCCCUUCUGGUGAAAUGGAAAGAAGUUGUCAUGGAAAACGACCUCCUUGAAAAAAUCUUGCAUAUACUUAAAAAAGCAAAGAUGAAGAAUGUUAUAAAAAAUAUCCAAGAACGUUUUAUGUUAAAUAUGGUAACUCCACUCAAAUGUAUUAAUUGAGACUGAAUGACUACACAGUCUCACUAAACCCUAGAGACAAGGCAGCUCCAAAUUGUGUUCCAUGUUUGUGCUGAGUUAACUGGUCUUAGCUGGAGCAGCACUUGGUGUUGCAAUUCAUUGACUUGGGCAUUUCUGCAGUGUAUAUGGGAAAAAUUAGCAUGGGUCCCCAUUCCUGAUAGACCCUCGCCGGCCCCCUCCUCUGACAACCAAACAGUGUCCGUGUAAAGUAUUUGAAUUGUUUUGGGCCUCAACACCCAUUGCAAUCAAAACGAAUUAACCCUUCAAUGAGAUAGUAAAUUGUAUCAUAUCUGUGCAACUAUAUGCCAGCCAUUAUUUGGUCAUUAAAAGUAAAGAAGAGAAAUUUGAGGGGGCUAUGCAAACAGCUAAGAUAAUAUGGUGCCAAAUCUGUGUCCUAUUUGACUCUGAGCUGAGUUUCCAACCCCAUACACAUUUAGUAGCUAAGACUGCCUAUUUCUACCUCUGUCUCAACACAACUACUGACCAAGCCUUCAUUCAGGCCUUUAUUCCAAAGACCUGCUGCCUAGCCUCCCAUAUUUUAUUUAUUCAAGUGACAAAAACAUUGGUAACAAGUGGCAUGAAAAUCGAGCAGGAAAUUGAGGAAUAAAACUACCUGAUAGACUAAUGGAAGCAGUAACAAUUGGCUAAACACUUCAGAGGAAAAUAUUGAAAAGGCUGCAGAGAACGAGUACAAGAAUUGGAUAAACUGGAUAGCUUUGCCAUUUUCUGGCUUAGACUUAGGUGAAUAGGCCUUCUUUGAAAAUUUCUAUAAUUAUUUGCAUAAAUUAGGACUCUGAAUAAACGCCAUUAAUAUAUUGUUUCAUAAUGCAAAAAUAACAUUUCUGAAAAGCAUAAACUGUCCAGAUUAUAUAUGUAAAUGACUACACAGUAUUGUAUAUUUUCACAAACCACAUUGUAAUAUAAGAUUUGAUAAAUUACAAUUGGAUGUUUAUUUUUCUACUGACUUUUUUUAGAGGUAAAGCUCUUAAAGUUUGAUAGUAAUGAGCAUCGAUAGCUAUUGUAUCAGUCAAAAUUUGAAUCUUCAUAUAUUCAGUCUGUUAUUUACAAAAUCAAUUUUCAAAUUUAUGUCCUAUUUUUUCAUCUUUCAGUUCUGUAACAUCUCAUUUUGUAUAGUACAUUGCUCAGCAUUCUUUAAACUAGCUAAUGUGUUUUAAAAUGCCAAGCAAUUGGCAUGUAUUAGAAAUCCUGGAAGGAUUGUAUGUUUAAGUUACCAUUAUAACUCCAGUGAAGGUGGAGAGGAAAUGACCAUGGAAAAAUCCACUCCUAUUCCAAGUUCUAGAGGCAAACUAAUAAAUUAGAGAAAAGAAAUAACUUCUAACUUAUGUAAAAUCUAAUCACAACACAGGUGAUUCAAAGCACAAAUAAACUACUUGUUUUUAAAUAAAAA
Molecule: messenger RNA, 2473 nt
Organism: Rhincodon typus (whale shark)
Lineage: Eukaryota; Metazoa; Chordata; Chondrichthyes; Orectolobiformes; Rhincodontidae
Product: tumor necrosis factor receptor superfamily member 6B
Exons: 4
Coding region: 97-1047 (316 amino acids)
Biological process (GO): signal transduction
Molecular function (GO): protein binding
Source: RefSeq, a predicted model, not a curated record